Molecule: messenger RNA, 1446 nt
Organism: Fibroporia radiculosa
Lineage: Eukaryota; Fungi; Basidiomycota; Agaricomycetes; Polyporales; Fibroporiaceae
Exons: 5
Coding region: 1-1446 (481 amino acids)
Biological process (GO): DNA replication initiation
Cellular component (GO): replication fork protection complex
Molecular function (GO): single-stranded DNA binding; DNA replication origin binding
Source: RefSeq, a predicted model, not a curated record
AUGGAGUCUUCCACUAGCAAGAAAGCACGAGAAGAACAACGACAAGCAGAGAUUCGCAAACAAAUCUCUCUCUUGCAAGCUCAGCUAGAUGACCCAGCUGAUGUGAGCCCCGUAAAGUCGGGCUCCGUCAUGUCACCGAAACGGAAGCGCUCCAACUCGAACGUGCAGGUUCCUGCUACACCGUCUCCAAAGAGGAAAAGGACUCAACAUCCCUCUUCUGAGAGCAAACGACAAGAGAUGCCGCGUAUUCAGGCCCCGAAGUUCAACGCGACCCCCAAGGAUCAUCGCUCGGGACGCAUACCUGAGAGAGCGAUACAGGUAGUGAAACCCGCUCCUUCUACGGUCAUUCAGAAGCUCGCCAGCGUGCAUGCAAACCACACGACCCAUACAGACUCAGUGCCUGUGACUCGUUCUUCAGCAUUUGCCGAUCCACCUGUCCGAUUGGCACAUCUCGGUCAUGAUUCUACUACGCCAGAUAUGCAGGCUCGCGAUGAUAGACUCGCACUUGUGGAGGAGCUGGAGAUGGGUCCUGUUGAUCAUAAAGCCCCGUUCGAUGACCCACGCUUUGAGAGGUUGGAGCCCAAUUCGGGGAUACGUUUGUCAUCUCGCUCUUUGUCUCACGAAGACUUCCAAGAUUAUCUCCGUGGGCGAUAUUAUCUUUCCCCUUCGAAACUCUACUCUGUCGUCCGACUCCUCCCUAACAAACAGGGAUAUGACGUUCCAGUAUCAGGGGACUGGCUUACCAUAGCUGUCGUCGCAGAGCGCGGACAGAUCAAGCACAGUCAAGCACCAGUUGGGCUCGGUCGAGAAGACAAAGUACUUGAGGAAGACGAGGAGGACAGUAUUGACCAAAUCACACUUCAUACAAAUGAUGCAACGAAAGCGGGUCCAUCUGGUCAUGCGAGACCUAAAAAACCGCGGAAAGAAGAAGCGCCGAAGCCCAGUGGAAAGAAAUAUGUCAAUAUGAAAGUAGUCGAUUUUGGAUGCCGGUCGCGUUCGUCGGCUUCUGGCGAGCGCGCGACGAUCCGGGGCGACGCGUUGCUUUCGUUGCUCCUGUUCGAGUCUGAUAGUUAUGACGUCGUUACAAAAGAGAAUGGUAAGAAGGAGAAGAUCUACAAAGGGGGAAGUAGGGGUGCCUUUGAGAAGAUGUCCAUGCUGAAAGAGGGUGCUGUCGUCGCCUUUCUCAAUCCUCGAAUACUCAAGCCCUUUCAGAGAUCCGCAGAUGCGCCUCAUCCACAAGACAAUGUUCUGGCUAUCACUCCUGAAUCUGUGAACUCGAUUGCUGUCAUUGGCCACUCAUUGGAUCUGGGAAUGUGCAAAGCCUCUGCGACUGGCACGUACAACAUGCUGUCCAGAGAACGCGAGCGAGCAGAGCUGAGUUCUCCGCAGGGUUUGUCUCGAUCGAUCUCCCCUCUCAACCUCAUUGACCCAAACGGCAUUCAUUAG